AGCGGGGGAGAUUCCGCAGUUCAGUUUUCACUUUCUCUCUCGUUUUCUAUUUUUUCGGUUCCUGUCCUUUCCCUCGGGCCGCGAGGUUUUACUUCCGGUUGCUAGCUCCCGUCAGCCUGCGGGGUCGACAUGUUCCCUCAGGCGGCCCGGAGCCGGGGGAGUGCUUCUCUCCUGCGGUCCUGAGGGGAGCCGGGGCGCUGUCACGGCGGGACGGGGAGCGCGCGGCAUUCCUGAGGGGCAAGCCGCGGAGCGGGCGCCCUAGCCCGUGCCUAACCUGCCGGCUGCCGGGAGCCGACAGCCUGGAACGGCAUGGCAUGGAGGGGCUGAAGUUGUCAGGGGCGGCGGCCGCGCCGAGGACAGUUUUUGAGAAAGUGUCCUUGAGUUCAGACUCUCUGUUCCAGAGGACAGUUUCGCUUCUCCAAACUUCUUACUUGGACUCUGCGUCUAAGCAUGGUUUUCAGUACAGUGAAGUGACUUUGGUGAAAAAUGACAUUUUCUUAAAUGAGUACAAAAAUUUUUACCAACAAAAAAAAGCAAGUAACUAUACUUUGGAAGAACUAAGUGAAACUUACGGGUUUCUUCUAUUUGAAACUGAAAAUCAGGCAAAGUUGGUGUGUCAGCGUGGACUCUGUGUUGGUAGCAGCUCUAUUAUCACUCUGGGUGACCCGUCUAAAGGUGUAUACGUUUCCAAGCACUCAGACUGUCUUCAUCCAAGACCAUGGUAUCAUGGAAAAUCUGGUUAUAUUGUAAUCUUUAAUCUAAUUAAGGGAAGAGUCAAGUGCGUGUCUGAGAAUUAUACAACUAAUUAUACUCAGCCAUCUUUUGGCUAUGAUUGCCAUGUGGCUGCAGAUGCAAACAAGUUUUCUCCUAAGACAAGUCAUUUUCGUGCCUUUAAACUGAGUCAGUAUUACCUCUAUGAACUUUCAGGAAACACUGUUACUGAGCGACCCAGACAGCUCUGUCCUUAUGUAAUUGUAGCUUUUAACUACAGGGAACCUAAAAAGAUGGCAACAUCAAUUCAUAAAAGCAUACAUGAACUUGCUGAAAAUGUUCUUGUUCCUCCAUGGAAAGGGAAAUUAAUUAUUGGAGGUUAUGUGCUAUGUGAUAUAACACUGUGGUCCACUUACGGUACAGCAGUUCCAACUCAACUACCACAGGAAUUAGAUUUUAAGUAUGUGAUGAAAGUGUCUUCUCUGAAAAAAAGACUCCCACAAGCUGCUUUUAAAAAAGAGAAUUACUUGAUGCAGAAAGUAUGCUGCCAAGAUUUAUGCUUCAGUUUGUAUGAGACAGAGCUAUCAAACAGACAAGGGGAAAAAAUAGAUGAACUAAUAGAACACAUUAAAAAUAAACAGUUGGCGAUCAUCAAAUGCUUAGACGAUCGAGGAUUUUUUAUUUUACUUACAUCAUCAGCUUUCAUAUCAGAACUAGAUAUUGGAGGUGAACAGAUAGAUGUCAUUGGGUUACAUUUAGUCCAUUCAUCUCUGUCAACCGAGGCAAAAGAUUCAAAAGUUGAAGAUAAACCCUCACUGAAGUUGACACCUAUUUUACCUGCCCUUAAUUGUGCCCUACUAGAAGCAAAGAAAUCAUUUCCUGAGGAGGGAAUCCAUCCAAACACAUUAGUGAAGCGUAACUUCCAAGAGCUGUGUAAGGUACAUAGGAUUCCUCCGCUGCCUGCUGCUGCUCAGGAUGGAUUUAGAGAGACCACACUCUGCGGAAGCCUGACUGAUGGCUUUGACAUAGCUCCUCCAGCUGAAAAGUGCCCUUUAGAGUCUUUAACUCUGCUGCAGUCUUACUUCUCGGCUCCUGACAGUUAUGUUUUAGACGUGUCAACUGCUCUGGGUUUGUUACAGCAGCCUCAGUGUCCUAUUUCAGAUGGAAUUUGUGAUGCUGAAUUUUCUUUAGUUAUGACUCCAGAUCCUGAAUUUCUUGACUCAGAAACACAAGUAAGAAAAGAAGCGGGAACAGAAGAAAAUUCUAAAGACAGGUUAAAAGCACAGAAUGGAACCGUGGAUCCAUUGAGCCCAGUAUCGAAUCUGAGAGUUCGGCCCAAGAGAAAGGCCAGCAUGCUGCGUGUGGUACCAAGUAAAAGGAUGAAUUUGUGCUGCUCCUUUCCCAAAAGUACUGUGCUGGGAGCAGGCAGUGGAUCACAGUCAGCAACUACUCUUAAGUUAGAGAAAGGACAGUGUCCUCUGAAAAGGAAAAGAGGUGCAGAAGUGCUGACAGCACAGUUUGUACAGACAACCCAGUUGGAUGGGAAAAGCCAAGAAGCUCCCAUUUCUAAAGAUGUUCCAGUGUCAACGAAUGGUAAAAGGGCACGAAAGCAAGCCAGAUCUCCAACCAAAACUGCUUCCAAGAAUAAAACAACUCAAAAGAGAUCUCCACACAAACAGAGGGGAAAUGCAGUCAAAGGAAAGAGGAAUCCCAGAGUCAGAAAGCAGCCACAACCUGCCAAAGGAGAAACUGCUUCACAACUUGAAUCAGAAGUUUCAUUAGAUGACCCAAAAGAUAGUGUAAAUACAGCUACUCAACCAGAAAAUACCACAGUGGAUCAGAAAGAUCUUUCUGAAGAUUCCAUUAUCAACUGUGAUUCCCAGGCCCUAAAUAUGUUAGCUGAUCUAGCAUUGCGCUCUGCUGUACCAGCUGCUGCACCAUCAACUGAGUCUAGAAACCUUCCUUUCUCUGAAUUGCCACAAAACGAUGUUUCAUUCUCUAAAGAAAGUACUUUGCGAGGUAGAUCUGACCAUGAAUACCAUAGGGGAAUUAAAAGUCACAAAGGUGGACUAAUUAAGCCAUCCUCUGAAACGAUGGGUAAUUCAGGGUCAGAUUUAACUGUCAGCCAAGAGGAAGACAGCUUGGUGUCCUAUAGCCAGGCCCCUGCUAAAGUCCAGUCAGCACUUACAGCGAAAACAUCAGACCUUUCAGAUGCAAGCCAAAAUACCUCGGUUACUGUGGAACAUUCAUAUGCCCUACUCCUUGCAGAACACUCCAAGAAAUAUCUACAACAGAGAGGAGUACCGGGCCCUGCCUUUAGCAAGAAUGGAACAAAAGGUCCUGAAGCAGGAACCCCAGUAGGAAAAGUCAUGCCUUUUCGGCAUCAGCAAAAUACCUCCCCUCUACAAAAACUUUCUGAGGGUCCAUUGAUAAAACGCAAGAGUCGAUUGAUGUCUUCCAGCCUUAAAGAUUCUUCUUGCUCUCGUACCGUGUUUAGCUGUGAUGACUCUUUGCAGGUCACAUUCAAAUGUGAGACAGAAUAUUCAUUCAGCUUAGAUAGCAAAUAUACAAAUAACCCACUAGAGAAAACUGUUAUAAGAGCAUUACAUGGGCCCUGGAAUACUGAUUUGCCUGAUAAUGUGGAAGAAGUGAAGCUUUUGCUUCAUAUCUGGGUAGCUCUGUUUUAUAGCAGUCAGAACAAGGUCAUAAGAUCAUCCCGAAAAGUGGUAGAACACAGCAACCCAGCAAAAUAUGUGUCUAUAAAUAGUACAUUGGAAUCUUUUGAAUUCAGUGAAAUUGAGGAGUUUCCCAAAAUGGAAACAUGUUCUGCAGACCCUCUGUUGGAGACAAAUGAAACUUGCAAAGGCUGUGCUGCCGACUUGUCCUUCCCUGACUGUAACUGUUUACAUCCUUACAUUAAAUCACCACCUGUCAAAGGCUUGCAACUGUGUGAACAGAAAGAAAUUUUUGCAAGAGAAUAUCACCUAGAUAACUCAGAACGCCAGGAUUUCAUCUAUUCAUAUAAUAGUGAGGUAGUUGGGGAAAGAGCUAAGCAAGAUUCAUCAGAUAAAUUAGAGACUUCUAAUUUUGUGCUUUCUGGUAUUGGAAAUACCCAAGUUAAUGGACUUCCUAUUCCUGUUGAAGAUAAAUUAUUUCAGCAAUUUGAUAACACAACUGUGGUUUCUUAUAAUGAUAAUAUUGCACAAGCCCCAUUCACUGCAACCUAUAAUGGGAGCAGCAGUCAAUCAGUGGUGUGUCAGAAGUCUAUGUACAGUACCCUUGAAAACAAUGAUAUUUUUCAUGCAAAUAUGCAAACACACACAGGUGCUUUACAGAGCCAUAUCCAUCAGGAUACCCCCAUUAAUGAAUGUCAACCUUCCUUGGAAAGGACAGAUGAUGCGGGGUAUGUAAUGAUUAAUGUGGAGCCAGUUACUCCUACUUUAGACAAAAAUGCCUAUCUACCAGUACAAACAGAAGUUAUAAAUAGAGGUGAUAAACUAGUUACCUUUAAUACAGAGUUGAUUAAGCAAGCAUCACCUGCUGCAGAUCUUGGACAUCCUAUAUCUGCUUUGGAGAAGUCACAAGCACAAAGUCUUGGGGACAUUUCAUCCCUAACAAUGUCAGACCAGAAAGGCAUUAAUUAUCUUUCUGCCUCCUCAGUAGAUAAUGAGAGAUUUGCUAAAGAAACAUAUUCUGUACAGACAGAGGUGUCUCUUCCAGUUUCCCCAUCACGGUCUGGUAAUGUAGUAGGAAUGCAGGCAUCAUCAUUAGUUAACAGUUCUAAUUCUCCAUUAGUCAAUGAUAAAGUGAAAUACCCUCCAGAACUACUUAUGCAGACUCAGAAUCACUUUAGCAUAUCUCCAGAAGUAGUAGAGGCAUCACAAGUUGAAGGAGCCUCAUCAUCAGCCUUUAUCACCUUGGAGAAAAAAUAUUUGCUUAACUGCAUUCCAUCAAGAAUCAAUAUAUCAGAUGACUUCUUAGGCCUAAGAAGGAAUGACGGCAGUGAUCUAAACAAUGAAAGUAUUCAUUUUGAAACAUUCAGUUCAGUAUUUGACACACAACAAACCAGUCUGUCUCCAAAUAGAGAUGAAGUUAAUCUAGAUUUACCAGGGGAGGAUUCUGAUAUUGACUUAACUCUAACACCAUCACCACCUACAAGUCCCAGAGAACAAAUGUCUUCUGAAGCAGUAGAGCAAGUUAAGGAUGCUCCAAUUUCAAAUGUCGAACUUCAGGAUAUAGGUGAAGAAAUGGCUGAGCCAGAAGAGGUAACCCUCAUGGAAAACAGACAAGUGAAUUCAGUGUAUCCUGCCAUAUCAGAAAAACCAUUAGAAAAUAAAGAGAGAAACAUUGAUAAGUUGCAACCAGUUACUUUAGUACUUUCUAAAGAAAUUUGUACCCUUGAAAUUGCUGAGGAAGUUGUUACCUCUGAUUUUCACUUUGAUUCUCUCAUUGAAGAAGUAUCACCAGCUUCUAAUCCUGACCCACCAGUUUCAGUUGAAGAAACACGACCAGUUCAGACUGUGACACCAUGCACUUUAAAACUUUAUGGUACAAAAUCUGAGAUAAGUAAUAAAUUUUCCCAGAUCGGGUCAGGAGAUUUAACCUUAGCAGAAAAAGAAAAUUCUGUUACUGGACCUACCAUUGCCAUAGUAGGUCAAGAUAACUUAACUCAGAUACAGGAAAUGCAUCUGUCUGCUGAAAUACCUCUAGUGUUAACCAGUCAUUCAGGACGAAAAGAUAGACUGACACUACCUCUACCUAGUGAAGCAACUGAGGAAAAUAAUCUGAGUAAGCAAGAUGAGGGUUUAUCUUUCUCAGAGAAAGUGCAGCAUGAUGAUACAAAGUUAAACGAAUCUGCCUCAACUUUUAAAUAUGAAGACAACCUCAAAUCUCCUGAAAAACUGGUAAAACCGGGAAAUCCCUUGCAGCAAAUUAGCACAGAGAACAGGCAUCUUGUCUCAGAGUUAAGUGAAUCUCCAUUUUGUCCUGGAAAAAUUAUUGAGAGUAAGUCUUUGGCUGACACGUUAAUGUCCGCAACUGCUCCUAGUGGAAUUGUUGAUAUGUCAUUAAAACAGCAGACUAGCCCUAAAAGCAUUAAGACAAACUUACCUCACAGUGAUUUGAAAAUAGACAGUGGCAGUUCAAGUAAGGUCAAUCUUACGAACUCCGACCCUGUUGAUGGAACUGAUGGUACAUACCUAGAAAUUCCAAAGCAUGGUUCUUCCUCAGAUAGAACUACAUUAACUUGCUACACCAAACCAGUAAGUGUAGAGCCAGGGUUUCGAACACAGGAAAUAUCAGUAGUCAGAAUGGCCAGUUUGCUUAAUAAUGAAACUGAAGCUGAGUUACAUGAAGGUAACACAAAUCUAGGUGUUAGCAGCUCUCAGUCUAAAAGCACAUUUAUAAAGAGUAAACAGAAAAUCUGCAUGCUGCAAGAUAGGUCAUUGAGUGAAACAAAAGAGCUGUUGAGUGGUGGGCUUUUCCUCAUGUAUGCUGGUCCUUACCAAAAAAUAGCAGACACCACUGAAAAUAUCAGUGAAGAGCCUUCUGCUUUCUUUGUUCCAGAAUGCUUUAACUCUCUUGUUUGUGCAAAUUCUAAGGAGCAGAAGGACAGAAAGUGCACUAGUGAGGAGUACAGGGCUGAGGCCGAUUCUGAAACACAAGGCACAGAUAUGGAGAGCAGGGUAAAUUCUGACAUAUACUUUGAGCCACUUUGUGGAGACCAUAACCAAGAUACUGUUGGGAAUUGCAGAAAUCCUAAAUUAGAUGUGGAAGAUUCUUGUUCUUUGAACGGUAGUCAUUCCAGGAGAAAAGGAAACGCUGCAAAAGAUGGUGUUGACUCUUUUAUGAGCUUAAACAGUAAUGCUAAUGGAGAUUGGAGCUACUCAGACGAAAUUCCGGAGCUGGAGACAAGCAUUCCACCCAGAAACCGGGUCACUGAUUCAGAGAAAGAAGAUAAAUGGGUACCACGCUAUAUCCAGAUCCGGGAUCUCUAUGGUGUUCCCAGAACUUACCCUAACUUUACUGUAACAAAAGAUCUCAACAAUACCUCGAAAAAUCUGCAUAGUCCGAGGAGGCAGCGAAGUUCCAUGACAUACUGUGGCUUGCACAACAUCUGGGCAAGCACUUGGCAGGUGACAGAUGACCUCACCCAGAACACAUUAGAUCUGGAGUACCUGCGUUUUACGCAUAAACUAAAACAAAUAGUAAGGAAUGAGGAUUCCCAGGAUGAUUAUCCCACCUUCUCAAAGGGAUCACCUACCCAGAUUAUGGAUGGAACAUUAUCCUUUACACAGGCACCUGAGGCUCCACUUCGACAUCCUACAUCCAGGAGUAGAAGUCCCCUUCUGGUAACAAUUGUACAUUCAGAUGACGGGGAAGAGAGUCAGCCGUGGAGAGGUCACUCACCAAGCCAUCUUGAUAGCCUGCCUUUACCUUGGGAAGAAAGUAGUUACAGUAGAAAUCUUACAAGUUCUCGAAGAAAUCGGACUGCUUCAUUCCACCUCAACAAACUGAAACACAACAGUAUGUUGAAAGAAUCCCAGAACGAUAUUUCUCUUAUUCUCAGUGAAUAUGCUGAAUUCAACAAGGUAAUGAUGAAUAACAGCCAUAUUUUCCAUAACAAAGAUUUAAAUGAUGAUUCUGGAGAAACCCCAUCUAAAGAGAUAGCUCCAUCUUUCCUAAGACAGUCUGUCUCAGUUGAGGACAUGAUUACAGACUUGUGUGCCAAGUUACAUGUCAAACUGAGAAGUGUGGUCAAAGAAGCUUAUAGAAAUGCCUUCAUGUUCUAUUUUGUUGAAACAGAAGACAAAUCAUUUUUCUCAAGAAUAAAGAGUAUUCUGAGGAAACAAGGCCAUAUGGAAAUUGAACCUCAGCAUUUUUGCCAAGCUUUACAGAAAGAGGAAGAUACACUAAUAGUCAUCAUUAGAAAUGAAGAUAUUGCAUCACAUUUGCAUCAGAUUCCUUCUUUGCUGGAGCUCAAGCAUCAAGCUGGUGUUGUUUUUGCUGGAAUAGAUUGUCCUGAGGACAUGCUAGAGUACACCCAUCAAGAGCUGUUUUGUGCAGGAGGAUUUGUGGUAUCAGAUGACAAAAUAUUGGAAACUUUAACAUUAGCUCAACUCAAGGAGCUUGUCAAAAUCCUGGAAAACCUAAAUGAAAAUGGAAGAUGGAAAUGGCUGCUUCACUACAGGGAAAACAAAGCAAUAAAAGCAGCAGCAAGAAUGGAUUCAGUUGCACAUAAGAAGAACUUAAUAUUGAAAUCAUGCCAGAAUGCAAACAUCAUUGAACUGCUUCACUACCACCCGUGUGACUCUCCAUCAUCAACAAAAACAGAAAUUUUAAAAUGUCUGUUAAGGCUGCAAAUUCAGCAUAUCAGUGCCAGAUUUGCUGUCUUCCUUACAGACAGGCCUCCUAUAUCCAGAGAAGUCUUUGAAAAUAAUGGAAUCCUUGUUACAGAUGUAAAUCACUUUAUUGAAAAUAUACAAAAAGUAGCAUCUCCAUUUAGGAGUAGCUAUUGGUGAUUCAGCUGAAGCUUGCCUACACAUUGAUGAUGCCAGCUGUUUAAUACUUUGAGAGUCUUCUCAUUUGAAAAAUCAGUUGCUCUACAACUUUUAUUUUGCUAUGGAAUGUCUGACUUCAUAGUUUAGGCUUUGAAUCACAAUUUUGAAUAUUACCAUUUUAAAUGCGUUCCAAGCUAUGAAUUGGACUUUUCAAAAUAAGAAUUCUACAAUGUAUUUACAUACUUGGAGCAAAAGUUUUUUUAACAAAUACUUUUAUGUUAAUAGCAGGCAUUUAUAGUGCAUGUUGUCCGUUUUGAAGUUUUUGCCACCAUUAUGAAAACUAAAUCUUAAAUGGUUAUUUGCUGUUAUACAAACGCUACACAGUCAAUACAUCUUUUUCCUAAAUGGUACAAAUUUGUAAGCCGUCAUUUUUCAUUUGUUUAAUUUUUGUAAAUACUACACUACAAAAUCAAUCCUUUGAAGAAAUUAUUUAUGGUAUUAGAAACAAUCUAUGUAAUCUUUUAAGACAAGCAAAAAACAUUUAAGAUACUU
Ochotona princeps (American pika) is the source of this 8762-nucleotide messenger RNA. RefSeq names its product transcription activation suppressor family member 2 (gene TASOR2). The transcript is spliced from 24 exons. Gene Ontology annotation, biological process: negative regulation of gene expression, epigenetic. Gene Ontology annotation, cellular component: nucleoplasm. NCBI's taxonomy places the organism in Eukaryota, Metazoa, Chordata, Mammalia, Lagomorpha, Ochotonidae. The record is from RefSeq and is a predicted model, not a curated record. Bases 315 to 8231 code for a protein of 2638 amino acids.